AUGUCGACCUAUAGUCUUCAAGUUCGUCAAGCGGUUCCCUCCGUCGACCCCGUUGUUGUAUCUUAUGCCUCAGGUUACAUUCAGCAUGUCUCCAACAACACAGAGGAUAGCGUCACAGCUCAGCUAAUUGAUAUCCCAGAAGAAAUGUUCUUUAUUAACAAGCUUUUAAUUGAAGCAGGAGGCAUUGAAGCUAAGGUCAACGAGCUCACUAAUAAGCUCAUUGAAGUCCUUGGCGAAAAAUUGAGAGAAAACACUGCUAAGUUAGAACUUACCGGAGACAAGUCCAAGAGGUUAUUGGACAUCAAUUUAUUGCAGCAAAAUAACUCCAAGAGAGAUAUCAACCUGUCCUUGGCACUUCUUAGUGCCAGUAAUGACAUCGAGCAUACUGGUAGAAAGAUGGAAAGUAGAGUCGAUAAGAAGAAGUUAGAGAAGCAAGAAAGAAAGAUUGCCAAGAAGGUGGCUAAGAGAAAUAACAAGUUUGUUCAAUAUGAAGCCUCCAAGCUAUUAAACGAAUCUAAUGGUGAUGACUACGAUUCCUUCUUCUUGAAGAUUAACCCUAUCGACUUUGGUUCUGGAGCCGGAAAGUCCAAGGAUAUUAAGCUUGAUAACUUUGAUUUGUAUGUUGGGGAAGGUCAAAGAAUCUUGAGCGAUGCUUCAUUGACUUUAGCUUACGGAAGAAGAUACGGUUUGGUAGGUCAAAACGGUAUUGGUAAAUCUACAUUGUUAAGAGCAUUGUCUAGAAGAGAAUUGAAUGUCCCUAAACAUAUUUCUAUUUUGCAUGUGGAACAAGAAAUCAGAGGAGAUGAUACUUCUGCUAUACAGAGUGUGUUAGACGCUGAUGUUUGGCGUAAAAACUUACUCGGAGAAGAGCAAAAGAUUGCAGACAGAAUUACAGAAAUUGAAAAGUUAAGAGCUGAAUUUGAUGAAGAAUCAUUGGAAGUUCGUAAGUUGGAUAACGAGAGAGAAGAUUUGGAGAAGCAUUCACAGGAAGUGACAGAAAAAUUAUCUGAAAUGGAAUCGGAUAAAGCAGAAAGUAGAGCCGCUGCUAUCUUAUACGGUUUAGGUUUUACCAAGGAAACUCAAAACGAUGCUACAAAGUCAUUCUCUGGUGGUUGGAGAAUGAGAUUGUCUUUAGCAAGAGCAUUGUUCUGUAAGCCAGACUUAUUGUUGUUGGAUGAACCUUCCAAUAUGUUGGAUGUUCCAUCGAUUACCUAUCUUGCCAAAUAUUUGCAGACCUAUGAAGCUACCGUCUUGGUUGUUUCACAUGACAGAGCUUUCCUUAACGAAGUUGCUACUGAUAUCAUACAUCAACACUCAGAAAGAUUGGAUUACUACCGAGGGUCCAAUUUUGAUAAUUUCUAUGCUACUAGAGAAGAAAGAAUCAAGAAUCAACGUAGAGAAUAUGAAAAUCAAAUGGCUUACAGGAAGCAUUUGCAAGCAUUUAUCGAUAAGUUCCGUUAUAAUGCAGCCAAGUCUUCAGAAGCUCAGUCGAGAAUCAAGAAGUUGGAAAAAUUGCCCCUUUUGGAAGCACCAGAAGAUGACAAGGUUGUUACAUUCAAGUUCCCUGACCCAGACAAUUUGCUGGCUCCAAUUUUGCAAAUGCUGGAAGUUUCCUUUGGUUACACACCGGACAAGAUUUUAUUGAAGAACGUUGAUAUGGAUAUACAAAUGGAUUCGAGAAUUGCAUUCUGUGGUGGUAACGGUACAGGUAAAACUACGUUAUUGAAGUUGUUAAUGGAGAACUUAAGCCCACUUUCCGGGUUAAUUAGCAGAAAUGGUAGAUUGAGAAUUGGUUACUUUGCACAACAUCACGUUGACUCGAUGGAUUUGAACUUAUCUGCAGUGCUGUGGAUGUCACAAAAAUUCCCUGGUAAGUCAGAUGAAGAAUAUAGAAGACACCUUGGUUCCUUUGGUAUCACCGGAACAUUAGGUUUGCAAAAGAUGGAAUUAUUAUCAGGAGGACAGAAGUCGCGUGUGGCAUUCGCUGCUUUAUGUUUGAACCAACCUCAUAUCUUGAUUUUGGAUGAACCUUCUAAUCACUUGGAUACCCAAGGUUUAGAUGCGUUGGCAGAAGCUUUAAAUAACUUCAAGGGUGGUGUAUUGAUGGUUUCGCACGAUGUUUCCAUUAUUGAUAAGGUCUGUAAUGAAAUUUGGGUUUCUGAAGACGCCUUGGUCAGGAGAUUCCCAGGUGACAUCCACGCUUACAAGAAACAUAUCUUGGAAUUAGCAGAUGCAUCUGGUGUUGUUAGAAGACAUUAA
This is a messenger RNA of Dujonia railenensis, 2259 nucleotides long. Lineage: Eukaryota; Fungi; Ascomycota; Pichiomycetes; Serinales; Debaryomycetaceae. The record is from the annotation of a GenBank genome assembly.